Molecule: messenger RNA, 3193 nt
Organism: Salvia hispanica
Lineage: Eukaryota; Viridiplantae; Streptophyta; Magnoliopsida; Lamiales; Lamiaceae
Product: formin-like protein 6
Biological process (GO): actin cytoskeleton organization; actin nucleation
Molecular function (GO): actin filament binding
Source: RefSeq, a predicted model, not a curated record
CUAAUUUGCAAAUGCUACAGGAACUUUAUGUACUUGCAUAAUUAGAUUCUUUACUGGAGUAGUGAGAAAGGUUUCCCUUGUCAUUGUUUGUAUUGGAAGGCCAUUUCUAAGUUCAUUGCUACUACCUCAUAACAUCACUUCAUCUUGCUCCUCAGAACUCUCUCUCUCUCUCUCUCACACACACACACGUUCAAAUGUAGGAUCAAAACUGAGAAAUGGAGUAAACCAAAAGAGAAGCAAAAGAUGAGAGAUCAUAUCUUGAGAAUGUUCCUCAUCAUAUCUCUCGUUGCGUCAUUCAAGGUCCAAGUAAUCGAUGGAGCACAAUCAAACUGCCCGGAGUGUACAUGGCAGCACAACAGCAGGAGAAUUCUGCACCAACCUCUGUUUCCGGUGGACUCAACACCGCUGCCUCCACCUCCGCCUCCCAUGCCAGACAUCCCGGAUGAAGGCCAGCCGUUCUCAAAUGAAGUUCCAGCAUUCGAUCAGGGCUAUCAAUCCCCGCCCUUGCCAGACAUUGGUACAUCAGUGGAGAGUCCAUUCGCCAAGGCUCCUCCACCGCCCAACCCAGUCAAGAAACUGGUGAUCAUAAUAGUAUCAACACUUGUAACGGUGGGAAUGCUGUUAGUUUUGGCAUUCUUUCUCUGUAAGAACCGCCGAGAGCACCACAGCAACGAGUCCCAGGAGCUUGUUGGUGAAAAUUUACAGAGGAUAGACGAAGAAUCAAGAGUGCCACCACCUGCAUUCCUCUGCCUUGAGACAACAGAGCCAUCCACCACCAGCGGUUUGGUAAAUGAAGCCAACAUUGCCAGUGGCUCACCGUACCACAAGCUCAACUCGGGUAAAAGAUUCAAUCAUUAUAGACCCAGUCCCAACCUUCAGCCAAUGCCACCAUUGACGAAGCCACCACCACCUCCAAGAAUGAGCUCUCCACCACCCAUGUCAUCAUCAGAUGAUGAGGGCCAAGAUACCUGUUUUGACGCCCCACGAGAGAUGUCUCCAAGUCACGAGUCCCCAAGUUCGCAACACUACAAUGUGAGCAACAAAACCAGCCCAGUGAGCCAGGCCAUACCAGAUAAUCCUGCUUCUAAACCUCUACCUCAUUCCAAGAGGACUCCACCAAAAUCUCGAUUUUCAGCGUCUUCUCCAGAUACAAGGCCUGCGAAUGCACCAUCAAUCAAACCGCCUUCACCACCACAACCAACAACUUCCUUGGGACCGUUACAGUCAUGCAAACCACUGCCACUUUCUCCUAGCAGGACCAAAUUUUCAGCAUCACCUCCAUCGCCGGUCAUACAACAGUAUCGAUCAGUUGCCAAUUAUGAGCAGAAAGCAUCAACAUUUAAAAUUCCACACCCACCACCACCACCACCACCUCCACCUCCCCAGCCAUCAGCAAUGACAAGAAAACAUGCGGCGGCGAAGACAUAUACUUCUUCACCUAUUUUCAAGCAAACAAGAAGGUCAAGCUCUAAAAGUCCUAGCCCGAAAGCAAGUCCAUUGUCAGAGAAGACAAGGUAUGUCAAAGAAGUUAACAAAGGUGUCUGUUCACCAGAAAAGUUUGAUGCUGAGAGCAAGGAAUCAAGAACCAAGAUGAAGCAAUUGCAUUGGGACAAAGUACGGGCCACUACAGACAGAGACACUGUUUGGGACCAUUUAAAGUCAACCUCAUUUCAGUUGAACGAGGGUGCCAUGGAGUCGUUAUUUGGGUGUAAUUCUGCGACUCCAGUACCAAGACAAGCACCUAGGAAAUUUGUCCUCCCAUCUUUUGAGCAGGAGAACAGAAUACUAGAUUCCAAGAAGUCCCAGAAUAUUGCUAUUCUUCUUCGUGCUUUGAAUGUGACAAGAGAUGAAGUCUCUGAAGCACUGUUAGAUGGAAAUCAAGAAGGACUAGGUCCAGAGCUUUUUGAGACUUUAGUGAAGAUGGCACCAAGCAAGGAAGAAGAGAUAAAACUUAGAGAGUACAAUGGUGAGAUCUCUAAACUAGGCACAGCGGAGCGAUUCCUCAAGGCAAUACUUGAUAUUCCAUUUGCCUUUAAAAGAGUGGAGGCACUGCUUUUUAAAGCAAACUUCAAUAUGGAAGUAAAGUAUUUGAGGAAGUCUUUUCAAACCCUAGAGGAAGCCAGUGAAGAACUGAAGAAUAGCCGCCUUUUUCUUAAACUACUUGAAGCUGUUCUACGGACAGGAAAUCACAUGAACGGUGGUACUAACCGUGGUGAUGCAAAAGCCUUCAAAUUGGACACUUUGCUGAAACUUGUGGACAUAAAAGGAAAAGAUGGUAAGACAACCUUACUUCACUUCGUUGUCCAAGAGGUUAUCAGAUCAGAAGGAUCGGGCACCAAUACAAGAAGUGAAAGCCAGCUGCAAAAAAGCAAUCUAAAAUUCAAUGAAGAAGAUUUCAAAAAGGAAGGAUUGCAGGUUGUAGCAGGGUUAAGCAAAGAGCUUGGCAAUGUCAAAAAUGCAGCAGGGAUGGACUCCGAUGUUCUGAGCAGCUAUGUAGCCAAGCUCGAACAGGGAUUUCAGACAGUCAGGCAGGUGCUGCAGUACGAGAGUAACAUUGUGGAAGACAAGUUUGUCGACUCGAUGAAAGUGUUUCUGGAAGAAGCUGCUGAUGAAAUUUCCAGGGUCAAGGCUGAAGAGAGAAAAGCUUUGUCCUUGGUGAAAGAGGUAACACAGUAUUUUCACGGAGAUGAUGCGAAAAGAGAAGCUCAUCCCUUGAGGAUUUUCAUGGUCAUACGAGAUUUUCUCUCGAUACUAGAUAAUGUGUGCAAAGAUGUUGGGAGAAUGCAAGACAAAGCUACAAUGUGUUCAGGAAGAUCAUUCAGAAUAUCAGCGGCAGCGCCUUUGCCGGUGCUUAGCAGAUACAACAUGCAGAAUGAUAGAAGCUCCGACGAUGAUAGCAUGUAAUACUGCAUAAGUCAAGAGAUAAAUCAAUAUAACCAAGUAUAGCAAGAAUCAAACAGCCAUAUAUUAUACUCACAUUGGAAUUGGACAGCUCUGAAUGCAUCAGCUGCAAAGUGGAAUACAUACUGAAGAUCUUUAGUAGCAAACAAAGGAGAGAUGUAAACAGCAGGUUUUGGAUUCUGAAUAAACACAUGUUGAUUCAACCAAGAGUAGUGAAACAAUAGGAAAGAGGCUUGUAUUUUUUGGUGCUUAGCUGUAGCCAUUGAUAAUAAUAUUGUGCUUGUUCUGUUCA